Molecule: messenger RNA, 2613 nt
Organism: Drosophila takahashii
Lineage: Eukaryota; Metazoa; Arthropoda; Insecta; Diptera; Drosophilidae
Gene: Gfat2
Product: Glutamine:fructose-6-phosphate aminotransferase 2
Biological process (GO): carbohydrate derivative biosynthetic process; protein N-linked glycosylation; fructose 6-phosphate metabolic process
Molecular function (GO): carbohydrate derivative binding; L-glutamine:D-fructose-6-phosphate transaminase (isomerizing) activity
Source: RefSeq, a predicted model, not a curated record
GCGAGCGAGCGCGCAGUCGGCGCAAGUGUGAGUGCGAGCGGGAGAGCGCGACGAAGACGUGUUCUUUUGGGCAAGGCGAAAACUCAAACUCAAAUAAUUCGUUUUAUCAGAGAAAAACAACGAAAAAAUUCCAGCAAGUGUCGCGAUAAAAACACGACAAUCGCAUUGCAGCCGCGGCAGAAGCGAAGAAUCAGCCUCAGCUGACCGGAAAGUUAACAACGUAGCGGUGGCGACGUGGAAAAUCAUCAGAAAGUCACCCAAAAAAUAAUUUCGCAAAAUGUGUGGCAUUUUCGCUUACCUAAACUACUUGACGCCGAAAUCGCGACAGGAGGUGUUGGAUCUCCUAGUGCAGGGAUUAAAGCGACUGGAGUACCGUGGCUACGAUUCCACGGGCAUAGCUAUAGAUGCCCUGAAUUCCGGGGAGGAACCAUCAUCCAUACUCCUGGUAAAAAGAACUGGCAAGGUGAAGAUCCUGGAGGAUGCGGUGGCCGAGGUUUGCCUGGGUCAGGACUACUCCCUGCCCAUAGAUACCCACAUAGGCAUUGCCCACACGAGGUGGGCCACCCAUGGCGUUCCCUCCGAGGUCAACUCGCAUCCCCAGAGAUCCGAUGAGCAGAACAGCUUCGUUGUGGUUCACAAUGGGAUUAUUACAAACUACAAGGAUGUCAAGACUCUCUUGCAGAAGAGGGGCUAUAUCUUUGAAUCCGACACCGAUACGGAGGUCAUUGCCAAGCUGGUCCACCACCUGUGGCAGCAGCAUCCCGGCUACACCUUCGGCGAGCUCGUGGAGCAGGCCAUCCAGCAGCUGGAGGGCGCCUUUGCCAUUGCUUUUAAAUCUAAGCACUUUCCAGGGGAAUGUGUGGCCUCCAGGAGGGGUUCACCACUCCUGGUAGGGAUCAAGGCCAAAACCAAGCUGGCCACCGACCACAUACCCAUCCUGUAUGCCAAGGCCCAUCGGCCACAUGGUCAGCCGCAGGCGCAAGCCUAUCAAGUCCUGCCCUCUGGCGAUUGCAAGGCGGAAUUUCAGCCCCUGGAACGCAAGGAGGUGGAGUACUUCUUCGCCUCGGAUGCCUCGGCGGUGAUAGAGCACACGAAUCGGGUGAUUUACCUGGAGGACGACGACGUGGCGGCCGUGAAAAGCGAUGGAACGCUCAGCAUUCAUCGGCUGAACAAAUCCUCCGAUGAUCCGCAUGCCAGGGAGAUUAUCACGCUGAAAAUGGAGAUCCAGCAGAUCAUGAAGGGCAACUACGACUACUUCAUGCUGAAGGAGAUCUUCGAGCAGCCGGAAUCCGUGGUGAACACGAUGCGCGGCAGGAUGCGCUUCGAUACGCAAACGGUGGUGCUGGGCGGGAUUAAGGAGUACAUACCGGAGAUCAAGCGCUGUCGUCGUUUGAUGCUGAUAGCCUGUGGGACAUCCUAUCACAGUGCCGUGGCCACCAGGCAGCUGCUGGAGGAGCUAACCGAACUGCCGGUGAUGGUGGAACUGGCCUCGGACUUUCUGGACAGGAAUACGCCCAUUUUCCGGGAUGAUGUGUGCUUCUUUAUCUCCCAAUCAGGUGAGACAGCCGAUACGCUGAUGGCUUUGAGGUAUUGCAAGCAGCGCGGAGCCCUCAUUGUGGGUGUGACCAACACGGUGGGCAGCAGCAUCUGCCGGGAGUCGCACUGUGGCGUUCAUAUCAACGCAGGACCCGAGAUCGGUGUGGCCUCCACGAAGGCCUACACCUCGCAGUUCAUUUCGCUGGUCAUGUUCGCUUUGGUCAUGUCCGAGGAUCGCCUGUCGCUGCAGCAACGCCGGCUGGAGAUCAUCGAUGCGCUGUCCCAGCUGGACGAGCACAUUCGGACCGUCCUGAACCUGAAUUCGCAGGUCCAGGAGCUCGCGAAGGAGCUGUACCAGCACAAGUCGCUGCUCAUCAUGGGCAGGGGCUUCAAUUUCGCCACCUGUUUGGAGGGAGCACUGAAAGUCAAGGAGCUGACGUACAUGCACAGCGAGGGAAUCCUGGCUGGAGAAUUGAAACACGGACCGCUGGCCCUCGUGGACGAUGAGAUGCCGGUGCUGAUGAUCGUCCUGCGGGAUCCGGUGUACACCAAAUGCAUGAAUGCCCUGCAGCAGGUCACAUCCCGCAAGGGCAGACCCAUCCUUAUCUGCGAGGAGGGCGACAACGAGACGAUGUCCUUCUCCACACGAUCGCUGCAGAUCCCGCGGACGGUGGACUGCCUGCAGGGAGUGCUCACCGUCAUUCCGCUCCAGCUCCUCUCCUACCACAUCGCCGUGCUGCGCGGCUGCGACGUGGACUGCCCCAGGAAUCUGGCCAAGUCGGUGACCGUGGAGUAGGCACCACAAUUAUCCUGGCAUUGGCCGCAUCAAGAAUUCCAUUUUAGUAUCUGCCUGAAAAAAUCAAAUCCCUAGGACUUAAGUUGAAAUCUUUUGGUAUUUUCACGGAUUGAAAACAAACAUUACUCUACAUUUAACCCGCUGUCCCCCUUCCGGCUGGAGUCGGUCCUGUUAACCCCCCCACGCAUUUUGUAGCCCAUACUGACCCCUUGUGUUGUGAAACUAUUACUUUUUGUGAAUGUGCAAUUGAAAUAUAAAUAUUUCCAGAUUUUCUCUAAAAA